GUGGUUCUCUCUCUUGUAGGUAGUAUGUUAGUGUCCUCAUCAUAUGAUGAAACUUUGGUCAUCUGGGAUGUUGAAAACUGUUGCCAGAAGUUUGCACUUAAGGGUCACACAGGCUGGGUAAAUGACUGCAAACUCAGUGCUGAUCAGAAAUGGAUAAUCUCAUGUUCAAAUGACAACACUGUCCGUAUGUGGAACAUAGAGUCAAGUGAAGAUAUACCAGUUGUGUUAGAACACAGAAAAAACAUAGGACUGAGAAUUGUGCAGUGUCAAAACUGUAGCAAGCCUUUCUCAAUUGCUCAGCUGGAUGACGAGGUGAACCAUAAGUACUGUGUUUUCUGUCGUCUGGAGCAUCCUUCAGAAUUCUCACCUUCGCCAAUUGACUUUUGAUGUUUGGUUUGGGAUCCCGAGUAAGCUACAUGAAUGCCUGUACUUACAGGCUAAGCUAUAAAGCGGCACGCCUCACCAGGUUACGGCUAAGAAGCAGCUUAAUACCACGCUGUGCAGCCGUGGAAGGUGUUGCUGGAAAGUUCUGAAAGUUUUAAGAGUGACUGGUAAAUUUUCCUGGAGUGUUAUUCGGUAAAAGAUCUCAAGAAGUCGUCAAAAGUUUUUCCAAAAUCCUGCUGAACCUUUCUUGAAAUGUCUAAGGGAUGUGCUGAUGUUGGUUGCUUCUACCGUUCAGGCCCUGGUUGUUCAAAGCGAGAUUACGCUAAUCGAGUAUUAAUAUUUAAGGACUUCUCAAUUUUUGUUCGUUUUUGACGUUUGAUUUUUACUUUAACUUAUCUCAACCAGUAGCAUUGAAAUAAUCUGCGGCAACAAAUAAAACCCGUGUCAACUUUAAUCCUUACCUAAUGUUUUUUACCGGCAAGUAUUUUUUUGGGUUGAAACGACCUGUUUAUUCGAAUUUUAGCCGAACAAACCCGAGUAUAAAGGCUACCCGCAAGCAACCUAAGCUUAUUUGG
Molecule: messenger RNA, 959 nt
Organism: Orbicella faveolata
Lineage: Eukaryota; Metazoa; Cnidaria; Anthozoa; Scleractinia; Merulinidae
Molecular function (GO): protein binding
Source: RefSeq, a predicted model, not a curated record